AUGAUUCACGCCGCUCCAGGCGGCCCGACAGCCGUCAAAUGUGGGAUGAUUCAGACCGUCGCGACAGAAACCCUGCCCGAGAUCGCGAGCGCGAGCGCGGCUGGGACAAUCGAGAUCGAGAGAGAGAUCGAGACCGAGGACGAGACCGCAGAGGGUACCGAUCGCGGUCACGAGAACGACGUGAUAACCAGAGAGAUCGCUCAAUGUCACCGGAUAAGCACCGACAAAACCGUGGGGGGGACAGAAAUCGAGGCGGCCGAGAUCGUCGCCCAGGACGAGAUGGAGAUAGGCGGGACAGCCCUCGUCGACAGGACGAUUGGGAUGACCGUGAUGACCUUGAGAAAGACAAACGAUCCCAACGCCAAAGCCAAGGCAGACAAGCGCAGCCCCUCGCCCGCUCGCCGAGACCGCGGCAGCAGACGAGACGCAUCUCCCUCGCCGGCCAGGAUGGAGCAGGACGAGUACGACGACGACAUCGAGGUCGAGGGCCAGGACGACGACGACGUGGCCGCCAUGCAGGCCAUGAUGGGCUUCGGUGGCUUCGGGACCACAAAGGGGAAGAAGGUCGCGGGCAACAACGCCGGCGGCGUGCGCAAGGAGAAGAAGUCGGAGUAUCGGCAGUACAUGAAUCGACAGGGAGGAUUCAAUAGACCGCUGAGCCCGUCGCGAUAA
This is a messenger RNA of Trichoderma aggressivum f. europaeum, 672 nucleotides long. RefSeq lists its product as uncharacterized. The record is from RefSeq and is a predicted model, not a curated record. Lineage: Eukaryota; Fungi; Ascomycota; Sordariomycetes; Hypocreales; Hypocreaceae. Gene Ontology annotation, biological process: RNA splicing. Bases 1 to 672 code for a protein of 223 amino acids. The transcript has 2 exons. Gene Ontology annotation, cellular component: precatalytic spliceosome.